AUGAGCCACAACUUCACUGUGGUAACUCCGCUGGAGGAAAGCGAGCAGCCAAGCAGGGAUUUUGCCGUAUCUCCUGAGGAAUCCUCUAGAGCUGCCUUAUCGAACGGAGUAGGAGAACCAUCUGCCUCCCCCCUCUUAGGCCCGAAUGACGCGACCCCAAAUGGCCCGUCGUCCGACAACGCCGCUAACGCCGGGGCAGAUGCAGAGUUGCUAAAGCAGCAGCUUCAACUUAUUCAGCUAUGCUUCGCCGAGCAUGAGUUCGGCAUCAUCGUGGACGAAGACGACUACGCCGGCGGUAGCACCAGCUCGUCGUCUAGCAGUGAUGCCUCCUCACUUUCCUCUUCCUUUGACUCAGUGAACGGCUACAACAGCGCGCAGCAACGGCGCCGCCCGCACGGACUUCCCGCCUAUGAUCCGCUGACGUUUGUGAAAGGGAAGGUGCAGCAUGGCGUUCCGCUCACCUCCUUGUCCCAAGACCUGCUCACUUAUGCGGCGUACCUGGAGGAGAAGAUUGCGCAGUGCGUGAAAACCGACGUACACACAGCGUUUGUGAACGUGUCAGGCCACCUCGUGGGGAUGCGCGACGAGCUUUCCUACAUGGCGAGCCCCCUCACCGCAGCAAUGGAGAAGUUGUCUACUGCCGUCGGUCAGCUCUCGAUGAUGUCGCAGAAGGUGAAGGGCAAGGUGGAGGCGUCGUGCGUUGCUGAGAUGGAGCGCGCUUUCGACGCCAUGUACCUGAGGUGCAUGGCUGUGUACGAGACCAUAGCCUACCAACUAGACGACCUCGCCGGGCUGCUGCACAUAACGGCAGAUUCCGCAGCGUGGACAUCGCGCAGCGCCGCCACUGGCACUGGCACAAGUGGCCGUAGUGCGUCAAUACUCCCACUCGCGAUGGCAUCGCGGGAUGGCAGCGACACAAGCGGCACAGUCGCAGGAAAGGUGACUUUCUCGAUCGCAUCCGAUGCCCGUCUGUCUGAUGCCGCAUUGGAUGUUCUCGAGGACGCGGUGCUGCUCUUCCAGGAGCUGAAGGAAUUCCAUCAGCGCCUCGCAUCGUUGCCGUCACGCCAGCAGGAAAGGGUGGAGGUGGUGUCGUAUGUCGCUGCUGCCGAGCAAUCCGUGAUGGGCGUCUUGGAAGUCGUCUUGUCUCACACCAGUCCGUUUGCUGUCAGCCCCACUUCAAAGAACGACGCCGCUUCUUCCAUGUCGUCUCCGUCUGCGACGGCAGGCAAUGAGUCGGCCACUUCUGCGUCCCUGACGGUGGGCUCGCCUGUUGCUUGGCAGCUCUUCGGCCGUGUCGUGGAGCUCUAUGCUCAGAUGGGUGAAGUGAAGCAGUUCUCCGCAGUUUUCCGCAACGUCGUGCUGCGUCCGCAAUUGGAGACGGUAGUUUCAUGGAAAGCGGCCACACAGGCUCGGCAGAGCACCGAGGGUACGGUGGCGCUUCUGAAGCGGGUGAAAGUCGUAUUGCAGACCACUUUCUUGCCGUUAUUACCGUUGCUACGCGAGCACUACGGCCCCACCUUGCAUCCAACGGCGACGAUCGUGUGGCCUCUCUUGAGUGAAACGCUGGUCAAGAAGUUGCCGUCGCUUUAUGAGGUCGGCGUUCCGAAUCACUUUCAAGCUAAGUAUAUGGCGGCCUACGAGCUGCUAGCGAUCGUUGAGAGCUCCUGUGCCGACCUGGAGGAGCUGGCAGUCUUGCGUGAAUCAUCGGAUGUCAUCCUAUGGAAUCACAAAUGGAACCUUAACGUCUACGCCGCGUUGCGUGUGAGUGAGGUGGACAAGGCGCUGCAGUCCGUCUCCUCCUCGCUUGACCGUCUUCCGGCGGCGGCGAACAGUCACUACCACUUCCGCCUGUUCUACAUCGCUCAGCAGCAGCUGCUGCACCUCUUUUCGUCCUCCGUGUUUUUGCUGUUGUGCACGCCGUUGUUUCUGCGACAGACUGUUGUGUGCUGCUACCGGGUGCUGAUGCGGGUGCAGGAGGCAGUGCUGAAGACGACGCCGACUCACAGUGACCCGACGGCGGAGGAAAAGAGACUGACAGAUGCACCAGAGUCUGAAAGCAGCAGCCCCCCCGCCGAGGGGACCCACGAAACGUUGCUGUUAGUGAUCUCCGACGCCCACACGCUGCGCACCUUUCUUACGGGACAGCUGCUAGACGUCAUCCUCGGUCGGUUAGCAGCGAGGUCAGGGUGUGCGCUGACUGAAAUGACCUCCAUGACUGCCACGACCUCUAGCGCGCCUUCGUCCGAGCGUACCACAAAGGACUUGGUCACGGACAUCCUGCAGUUCGCCAGCGCAUCCGUGUGCAGCCAGUUCGUGCAGCGGAUGAGUGAGGCACUCGUGCGUCAGAUCACCGACGCCGUGGUAGUACCACUGCAAAAUCUCAAGUCUGUCCGCUCCAUGUACUCACACACGCGCAAGACGAUGCCGUCUGCUCCCUCCUGGUACGUCGCUCCUGCGCUACAUCCACUGCAGAAGUUUGCAGAGGAGGCGCUGCGAAGCGGGUUUAAUGAAACGGCGCUUCAGGACAGUGUGGCGGAGAUGCUGCGGGCAGUCAUCGCGCACUUUGUGGCGCUGGCCAGAGAAACGCUGCUAACGGCCAAGAAGACAGAGGAAAGCUGGGAGAAGCUGCGCCGCCGCAAGGAGGGGUCUUUGAUGUCACAGGUGGCAGAGGCUACUCCUGGCAGCAGCGAGGAAGCCAGUGCGGGCGCCGUAUCGGCUGUUGGCGGACAACGCGUCACUAUGGAGACUGCAACGGACCGUGACAAAAUGACGAUUCAGCUAUGGAUGGAUGCCCGCGCCAUGCUGGAGGGUGUGCAGGCCCCUCCGCUCAGCUUACCGUCUGUGACUGCCGCGGAGUUUUUCGAACCGGCGUUUGACUUGCUGCGCCGCGCUGAGUGGAUUCAAGGUGGCGACAUCCCUGAACCACCGGACGUCGAUGCGUAG
Leishmania braziliensis MHOM/BR/75/M2904 is the source of this 2943-nucleotide messenger RNA. RefSeq lists its product as hypothetical. The transcript has a single exon. Bases 1 to 2943 code for a protein of 980 amino acids. Lineage: Eukaryota; Euglenozoa; Kinetoplastea; Trypanosomatida; Trypanosomatidae. Gene Ontology annotation, cellular component: membrane; COG complex. The record is from RefSeq and is a predicted model, not a curated record. Gene Ontology annotation, biological process: protein transport; Golgi organization; intra-Golgi vesicle-mediated transport.